Drechmeria coniospora is the source of this 2073-nucleotide messenger RNA. RefSeq lists its product as uncharacterized. The transcript is spliced from 2 exons. Gene Ontology annotation, molecular function: DNA-binding transcription factor activity, RNA polymerase II-specific; zinc ion binding; transcription cis-regulatory region binding. Bases 1 to 2073 code for a protein of 690 amino acids. The record is from RefSeq and is a predicted model, not a curated record. Gene Ontology annotation, cellular component: nucleus. NCBI's taxonomy places the organism in Eukaryota, Fungi, Ascomycota, Sordariomycetes, Hypocreales, Ophiocordycipitaceae. Gene Ontology annotation, biological process: positive regulation of transcription by RNA polymerase II.
AUGCCAUCCGUACCCCCCGACAGUCGCAACAGCUUCGCGCGAGCCGUGGGAAGCGUCGUCAGCAUGGCGCCCAAGAAAUUUGGAAAAGCCAAGGCAGGCUCGAAGUGCAACAAUGGCAAUGGCAACGACGGCAACGCAAAGGUCAAGGGGCAGACGCAUCGCAGGUCGCGCACAGGCUGCUUUACCUGCAGGCUCCGAAGGAAAAAAUGCGACGAGGGCAGGCCCCAGUGUACGGCAUGCAAGCACCUCGGCUUGCAGUGCGAGUACAAGAGGCCGAUGUGGUGGAGCAAUAACGACGCCCGCCGUAGGCACAAGGAGGACAUCAAGAACAUCAUUAAGCGCAAGAAGCUUGCGGAAAAGUCAUCGGGCUCCAUGCAGGUCUCCAUGCUCUCUCCGCCGAGCCUCUCACACUCCUUGUCGACGUCGACUAUCCUGACGGGUUCUUUGGAUCGCACAAGGUCGGCCUCGAUCGACUCGCGCUUCGAGUCUGCCUUCAACUUCAACACGCCCCCGCAAGGUCCCGAGUGCUUCAUCUACAAUGCGCAGGAGCACCCGGAAUUCGCCUUGGAUGGCUGCUCGCCCUACGAAAUAGACGUCAAGACGGAGCGCCAGAUGUUCGUCAACGACGUGCCCACGCUGAGGGAGUCGCACGUCUCGACCUUCAGCACCUACCACACGCCCCCUCCGCCGGGGACCGUCCUGCCGCCGGGUCUCUUCGAGGAUGCAUGGACCGGGCACGCCCACGAGAACUACGGGGAAUCGCUGGCGGAGGAAGCCCUCGACCUCGAUUUCUUUGACUUCGCCCAGGGUCCGCACCUCUCGACGAGACAGUUUCACGUCGAGCUCGACGAUCACGACCAGCGUCUGCUCGAGCACUUCAUCCGCUUCGUGCUGCCGACCAUCUUUCCCAUCCUCGAGUCCAACCAGCACGGCUCCGUCGGCUCCGACCUGAUCCUCCCGGCUCUGCAGUCAAACAGCGUCUACCUCCACUGCUGCCUCAGCAUUGCCGCCCAGCACCUCAAGACGUACGCCGGUGCGCCAGGCGAGGACGUCGACGACGACAUCAUGCGCCACCGUUACACCACCAUCUUUUCCCUCUGCGAAGCCCUGAAGCGGGACGAGAACCACCAGCAGAUUCUCGAGGCGACGCUCGGCCUCAUCUUCUUCCAGUGCGUCGUCGGUCGCUUCGACGAUGGCCUCCUCGACAUCGCCUGGCACCAGCACUUUCUGGCCGCCGUGAGCCUCGUCCAGAGGCUGAACCUGCCCCGGCUCGUCUUGGAGGCGCCCGACGCACAGCUGGCGCAGACUCCGUUCAACAUGACGUUGACGAGCUGGAUCGACAUCCUCGGCGCCACCAUGCAGGGCACCUCGCCCACCUUUGCCCAUACGUAUCGGGAGAAGCACCUCUCGCGGACGAACCACCGGCUGGGGCUGCGGGAGCUCAUGGGCUGCGAGGACCGCGUCAUGUACCUCAUCUCGGAGAUUGCCUGUCUCGAGUCGCUCAAGCGCGAUGGCAUGGAUGACUUCACGCUCUGCCAGCACGUCUCGGCCCUGGGCGAGCAGAUUUCGCUGACGGAGACCGACGAGGCGUGCCCGAAGAUUCCCUUCAACGCUAACGGCAGCCUUUCGCCUAAGCAGCUGUCGAGGAACAUCACGACAGCCUUCCGACUCGCGGCCCGCAUCUACCUGUGCAGCUUGGUGCCCGGCUUCAGCGCUGGACAGCCGUCGCCCAUGGCUCUGGUCGAAAAGGUGACCAACGUUCUGCAGUGCAUUCCCUCGGGCCCUGAAGGCUUCGACCGCAGCCUCGUCUGGGUCUACCUCAUGGGAGGGUCCAUCAGCCAACCUGGCAGCGCCUUUAGGGGCUUGUUCGAGGAGCGCAUCCACCAGCUCGGCCAAGGAGCCAUGAACGGCUCCUUCGGCCGCGUCGUCACCCUCCUCCGAGAGCUAUGGCUUCGAACCGAUCGCUUCCGCCAGGCGGACACGGCGGGAUCCUCCCGAUCGGACGCGGCCCCGCAUUUCGUCCACUGGCGGGAUGUCAUGCAUUCGAAGGGAUGGGAUUUUCUCCUCAUGUAG